Messenger RNA from Gossypium raimondii (Peruvian cotton), 2668 nucleotides. Its product is annotated as isoamylase 1, chloroplastic. Gene Ontology annotation, biological process: carbohydrate metabolic process. Bases 165 to 2534 code for a protein of 789 amino acids. NCBI's taxonomy places the organism in Eukaryota, Viridiplantae, Streptophyta, Magnoliopsida, Malvales, Malvaceae. The record is from RefSeq and is a predicted model, not a curated record. Gene Ontology annotation, molecular function: hydrolase activity, hydrolyzing O-glycosyl compounds. The transcript is spliced from 18 exons.
AAAAGCUGCAGUGGUAGUGGGCCACUUAAUCUCUUCUUAUUAGCUACACAAAGCGAGACAGAGAGUUCAGUAGAAGUUCUGUAGACUCAAAUCCACUGAUUGAGCAAAGAAAAAACAAAGAAAAAUACGUUUCUCAUGAACAGAUCUCAUUUGAUACGUCUCAAAUGGACUUAAUCCGUUGCACUUCCUGCUUCCAGCAUUCUCCCACACUCAUCGCUCCAACAUUCCGCCACCGUACCACUCCAAAACCUAACUUGACUACAAUAUCCAACAACCAUGCAACAGUAUCAACGACUAGAAUGGUGGUUAAAGCACGCGGAGGUGGAGCGGCUGAGGCCGAAACUGCUUUGGUUGACAAGCCUAAGGUUUUAAAGAGAUUUCAGGUGUCUGAUGGCCAUCCCGCUCCAUUUGGUGCCACUAUUCAGGACGGUGGCGUCAAUUUUGCGAUAUAUUCGGCCAAUGCCACUUCUGCUACUCUCUGCCUCAUUGCUCUCUCGGAUUUGCAACAGAAUAGAGUUACGGAGCAGAUACCACUUGAUCCAUUGGCUAAUAAGACUGGAGAUGUGUGGCAUGUAUUUUUGAAAGGAAAUUUUAAAGAUAUGCUAUAUGGAUACAUAUUUGACGGGGAGUUUUCUCCUGAAAUUGGUCAUUACUAUGAUUCUUCCAGGAUUUUAUUGGAUCCGUAUGCAAAGGCAGUUAUAAGCAGAGGGGAGUUUGGGGCUUUAGGGCCUGAAGAUAAUUGUUGGCCCCAAAUGGCCGGAAUGGUGCCUACUUCAGAAGAUCAGUUUGAUUGGGAAGGUGAUUUACCUUUGAGACAUCCAGGCAGAGAUCUCAUAAUUUACGAAAUGCAUGUGCGUGGAUAUACAAGGCAUGAAUCUAGCGGGACAAAAUUUCCCGGCACGUAUUGUGGUGUGGUGGAAAAGCUUGACCACUUAAAGGAACUUGGAGUCAACUGCAUAGAAUUAAUGCCAUGUCAUGAAUUCAAUGAGUUGGAGUACUACAGCUACAAUUCUGUUUUGGGUGACUAUAAGUUGAACUUUUGGGGAUAUUCAACAAUCAAUUAUUUUUCCCCCAUGAUAAGGUAUUCAUCUUCUGGUAUUCGUAGCUGUGGUCGUGAUGCAAUUAAUGAAUUCAAAUAUCUUGUUAAAGAAGCACAUAAACGCGGAAUUGAGGUUAUCAUGGAUGUUGUUUUCAAUCACACAGCUGAAGGCAAUGAGAAAGGUCUCAGUGUGUCAUUUAGAGGUGUUGAUAACUGUGUCUAUUACAUGCUGGCACCUAAGGGAGAGUACUACAAUUAUUCAGGUUGUGGAAACACAUUCAACUGUAAUCAUCCUGUGGUGCGUCAAUUUAUAUUAGACUGCCUAAGAUAUUGGGUAGCAGAAAUGCAUGUCGAUGGGUUUCGCUUUGAUCUUGCUUCCAUUAUGACCAGGAGUAGCAGUCUUUGGGAUUCAGUAAAUGUAUAUGGAGAUCCUUUAGAAGGUGACUUGAUAACAACUGGUACCCCUCUCAGCAAUCCCCCAUUGAUUGACAUGAUGAGUAAUGAUCCUGUACUUCAUGGAGUGAAGCUUAUAGCUGAAGCAUGGGAUGCAGGUGGCCUUUACCAAGUUGGCAGAUUUCCUCACUGGGGUGUUUGGUCAGAAUGGAAUGGGAAGUAUCGAGACAUUGUACGACAGUUUAUCAAGGGUACAGAUGGGCUUUCUGGGGCUUUUGCUGAAUGCCUUUGUGGAAGCCCAAACUUAUAUCAGAAAGGAGGAGGGAAACCAUGGAACAGUGUCAACUUUAUAUGUGCCCAUGAUGGUUUUACUUUGGCUGAUCUAGUUACCUAUAACAACAAACACAACUUAGCAAAUGGGGAAGACAACAAUGAUGGAGAAAGUCAUAACUAUAGCUGGAACUGUGGACAGGAGGGGGAGUUUGCAAGUAUUUCGGUAAAGAAACUGAGGAAACGCCAAAUGCGGAAUUUCUUCCUCUGCCUUAUGGUUUCCCAAGGUGUCCCAAUGAUUCACAUGGGUGAUGAAUAUGGUCACACAAAAGGGGGGAACAACAACACAUACUGCCAUGAUAAUUAUAUCAACUACUUUCGGUGGGAUAAAAAGGAAGAGUCUGCAUCUGAUCUCUUCAGGUUCUUCUGUCUUAUGACCAUGUUCCGCCGUGAAUGUGAGUCACUUGGCUUAAAUGACUUCCCAACGGCAGAGAGGUUGCAGUGGCAUGGUCAUACUCCUGGAAAGCCAGACUGGUCUGACACAAGUCGUUUUGUUGCUUUCACAUUGAUUGAUUCUGUGAAGGGAGAAAUCUAUGUUGCUUUCAACACCAGUCAUUUACCGGUUACAAUUACAUUGCCGGAUCGCCCAGGAUAUAGAUGGGAGCCAUUGGUGGAUACUAGUAAGCCUGCACCAUUUGAUUUUCUAUCCAAUGAAGUCCCAGAAAGAGAUUUGGCCAUCAAACAAUAUGCUCAUUUCCUUGAUGCCAAUCUAUACCCUAUGCUCAGUUAUUCUUCAAUUGUUCUUCUACUUUCACCAGAUGAAAAUGCUUAGUUUAAAAAUCCUAUCAACAUUUACUAGGUAAAUCUUAUACGACUGAAAAUGAAAUGCAUAUUGUAUAAAAUCUAUGCAUCAAACCAUUGACAUGAAGUAAAAUUAGUCUCAGAUCUAUACAGUAUAUUUCUAAA